UGCCAUUAAAGACUAAUUGGAUAUGGUCACAAAUGCCUUUCAUUCUUCGAGGCAAUGACCAUUUGUGAAAACAUUUCUUGACCAUUUAAUGACUCUGUUAAGAGUAAAGUAGGGGCUGCCAGUCAGCUCAAUUUGUGGUAGCAUGGUGUUAUAACACCAAGGUCAAGGGUUAAGAUCCCCAUACCAACCAACGCCCCCCCCAAAAAAAGAGCAAUCUAGUGGAGCUCCGUUUCAUCCAUCUCAAUCCCAUUCCCUUGGCCAGAAAGGAAUUUCCUACAACAACCUACAUAAAAGUCUUUAAAAUAUGCUCUUCACUCCAUGUGAAUGGUACUGACUGCCUUAGGCUCAGUGCAGUCAACUACAGGUGAGUACUUCUCCUCUGCCUGGUCCCCAGCAUCCGAGCCCUGUGGGAGAUUCUUUGCAUGUGAAAUUCAGAGCCACCUGCACCAUGAGCCUUUUCGUGGAAUGCGUCAGGGCCCUGAUUGUAACCUGCUGGUCCAUGUCGGGGCGAGAGGUUAGGAAUGGUGGUUUCUGUUGCCUUGAGUCCGCUGCACUAGUCACCUUUUGUAUUUUUUUUUGCAUGGGUCCUCCGAGUCCAAUUCCAAUACUGACCGCAGCUGCCCCAGCCUCUUGUUCGGCUGAGCCACUGCUGCUGGACGUGCAUGUGCUCUGGCAGCAGUUCCCUAUGGACACAUCCCGUUAAAUGAAUGGGACGUCAGGAUGUGCUAGGUGCCCCACGCCUGGCUGCGACGGUUCUGGACACAUCACGGGCAAUUAUGCUUCUCAUCGAAGUCUUUCAGGUUGCCCGCGAGCAAAGAAGAGUGGCAUCAGGAUAGCGCAGAGCAAAGAAGACAAGGAAGACCAGGAGCCCAUCAGGUGUCCAGUCCCUGGCUGUGAUGGUCAGGGCCACAUCACCGGGAAGUAUGCCUCUCACCGCAGCGCGUCAGGAUGUCCCUUAGCAGCCAAGAGGCAGAAGGACGGGUACCUCAAUGGCUCCCAGUUCUCCUGGAAGUCUGUCAAGACGGAAGGCAUGUCCUGCCCCACACCGGGAUGCGACGGGUCCGGACACGUCAGCGGCAGCUUCCUGACGCACCGCAGCUUGUCGGGAUGCCCGCGAGCCACGUCCGCGAUGAAGAAAGCAAAGCUGUCCGGAGAGCAGAUGCUGACCAUCAAGCAGCGGGCCAGCAACGGUAUAGAAAACGAUGAGGAAAUCAAGCAGUUAGAUGAAGAAAUCAAGGAACUGAACGAGUCCAAUUCCCAGAUGGAGGCUGAUAUGAUCAAGCUCAGAACUCAGAUCACCACGAUGGAGAGCAACCUGAAGACCAUCGAGGAGGAGAACAAAGUGAUCGAGCAGCAGAACGAGUCUCUUCUGCACGAGCUGGCCAACCUGAGCCAGUCCCUGAUCCACAGCCUGGCCAACAUCCAGCUGCCACACAUGGAGGAUGGUGUAUGGUGGGGGCAAUAAAUCAGGUUUUUUGCAUUCCAAGGAAAUGGCAUAUGGAUUAACUGUAAGAAAUGAAAUAAGUAAUUUAUUGUAAGACAACAUCAAGCCAUGGAAACUUGGCAGAAGAUUCAAAGCAGCUUAAACAGCACUUUUAAAUUAACUCCUAAACAUUACAUGGUGUGACUAUGGAGCUUAUCAGAGGUGGACAACACGAAGAUUUCCUUUUCCAUUUUCAAUAAACUUUGGAACAACCUUCUCUUAUCUCCUCUAAAGUUUCAUGCCCCUCUGAACUGUCUGUUAUUGCUAUGUAGUUUAUCUAACAGAAUUUGUGUGUUUUCGAUUUAAGCUAAAAGAUCAUUUAAGAGCAUUUAUUUCCCCUUUUUACUUUUAAAAUCAUUAUGGAUAAUUAUUGUUAUUACUCUUAUUAUUUCACAAUUGAAGGAAAAAGCAAAUGAUUUGUGAGUAUUCUGGUUACUGGACUGAAUUUUCUGCUGGAUCGGGUGGGAAAGCAGCUCAGUAAAGUUUCCCUCCCCGCCCCCCACCCAGACUUGACUUUGAGUAGCGUUUGGUCCACUCAGAGUACUCUUACAGCGACGUUCAUGGCCCACCCUUCGCUGGAGAGCGGCUGAGCCCUCGGCCUGCGCUCGGCCGUGGGGUAGCCUUCUUUGAUUUGUCGUGACCUAGUCUAAGAAUGAACGCAAUCAGACUUUAAAAGUAACUAAAUAUAUUUCAGCACUUUUUUGCUUUAAACUAGAUCAUCGUAGACUUGUUUAUACCUUCAAGAUCUGAUGUUUUAUCCAGACGACUGCACUAUAUGUAUGCAUAAGACCACUUUCGAUUGCUGCGUUUCCCCUGCUGAGUAGUCCUUGGACGAUGUGUUGUGUUUUCUGACGUUGACUUGAUUUACGCUUAAGAGCAUCUCUUCCUUCCAUGUCUUGAUGUUAUGCAGGAAGUACAAAAGUACUUUAAAAUUUUGUUAUGAAAUAAAAAAAAAAAGAUGGGUUUUGUAAAAAUAAAAAAAAAUAUUUUUAGCAGAACAGGACUUACAGGGUCAUUGUCCCCACAAUGUGCCAGUCGACUAUUUGCACUUACCGUGUGCUACACACCCGUACGGAGGUGUGCAUUCCUUGUGUCAGCAGCCUGUGACACUGAACCCGGAGGAAUUACAGAGGAAGCCUCGCGGCUGACCCAAUAAUGUUGCUAAGGGAGACUACAGGGAUCUCACAACAAAUAUUCUGAUACAAUACUCAACCUCGGUAUAUAUAUAUAUGUAUAAAUAUAUGUAUAUCCCAGCGGCACUUUAUAUUGCUCACUGUACAAAAGCUGACAGUUUUCCACAAGGACUUUAAUAACUAGCUGGGAAAAGAUUAUGUAAUUACUUUGGGGCUCUGUAGGACCUUCUCUGUACAGCGCCCUCUUUCUGUUGUGCUAUUAGUUGUAGCUGCCAUGCUCAGAAUUGCCUUUUUGAGAGCUGAAGCAAGGUGCUUGCUGUCACCUGACGCCAUAUACAUGGUCCAGGGCCCAAGCCUCUCUUAGGGCCGCCAUUGUUCAUAACGGCAUAUGCAUUUCCCCACCGCGUCGUGUCUGCAGCUUCUUUCCCAAUAUAGUAAUGCUUUUAGUAGAGUAAUAGGUAGUAUCAGUUUUGGAUUCUUAUUGUUAUCACCUAUGUACAAUGGAAAGGGAUUUUAAGCACAAAUCUGCUGCUCAUCUAACGUUGGUACAUAAUAUCAAAUCAAAAGUUAUCUGUGACUAUUAUAUAGGGAUCACAAAGUGUCACAUAUGAGAAUGCUGACCUUUCAUAUGGAAUUAUUGUGAGUCAUCAGAGUUUAUUUAUUAUAACUUAUUGUUCAUAUUCAUUUCUAAGUUAAUUUAAGUAAUCAUUUACUAAGACAGAAUUUUGUAUAAACUAUUUAUUGUGCUCUCUGUGGAACUGAAGUUUAAUUUAUUUUUGUACUACACGGCAUGGGUUUGUCGACACUUUAAUUUUGCUAUAAAUGUGUGGAAUCACAAGUUGCUGUGAUACUUCAUUUUUAAAUUGUGAACUUUGUACAAAUUUUGUCAUGCUGGAUGUUAACACAUCUUACUCUAAAUAAAAAGGUGUUGCCACAUUUGUAGCACGAA
Galeopterus variegatus (Sunda flying lemur) is the source of this 3565-nucleotide messenger RNA. Its product is annotated as myelin transcription factor 1-like protein. The transcript has 8 exons. Gene Ontology annotation, biological process: regulation of transcription by RNA polymerase II. Gene Ontology annotation, cellular component: nucleus. The record is from RefSeq and is a predicted model, not a curated record. The coding region runs from base 704 to 1465 and encodes 253 amino acids. Gene Ontology annotation, molecular function: RNA polymerase II cis-regulatory region sequence-specific DNA binding; DNA-binding transcription factor activity, RNA polymerase II-specific; zinc ion binding. Lineage: Eukaryota; Metazoa; Chordata; Mammalia; Dermoptera; Cynocephalidae.